This is a messenger RNA of Penicillium canariense, 2427 nucleotides long. RefSeq lists its product as uncharacterized. The transcript has a single exon. Bases 1 to 2427 code for a protein of 808 amino acids. NCBI's taxonomy places the organism in Eukaryota, Fungi, Ascomycota, Eurotiomycetes, Eurotiales, Aspergillaceae. The record is from RefSeq and is a predicted model, not a curated record.
AUGUCAUCUCCCCGCAAGAGUGACCGAGCCUCCCUCGCGCGUCACCACCACCCGCAGUCGCCCUUUGGCCGCGCGCGAGACCCCAGCUACGAAUUCGACCUCGAUAAAUCGCAUUUCCCCACCCCCUCAAAACAGAAUGGGGCGCGUCCCCGGCACAACUAUCGUACAGGUACGCUAGCGGGCGCAUAUCGCGCUACCUCGCGCACGAGCAUGUCCGACGACGGUGCUGGGCUCGGAUUGACAACCAGUCCGCGACAGCCGCAGGCGUUCGUCGGUGCGCGCUCGCCAUCGUCCGAUAUGUCGAACCCACCCGAGGAGCUUGUCGAUGUGUACAGGAGGAUCGAAGAGGACGGAACCCUGGCAGACUUCGUGCCGCUGGACGACUGGGAUGUUCCACUCGAGACGCGUCGGUUGAAUCACUCGUCCCUCCGGGCGAGGGAACGAGACCUGGGAAACCGCGCAUUCUCCGAGGCUAGCUUUGUCAAUGAGAACUCGCCACGCAGGAGGACCUCCGAUUUUACUAGAGAUGAGCAGCGACUACGACGUGUCACGGGCAAGGAUUCGCCGGUAUUCAGCAAAGCCAAGGUCGGGACCCGAGCUGCCCUCACCGCGGAUAAUCUGCAGCGAAGGGAAGAAGAAGAACAAAACCACGUAUCGGAGGAGGAGAAGGAGGAGGAGGAGGGUGAGCGUGGCCCACCGUUGAAUUUGCCGCGUACCUGGGGUAGUCGGGCUGGUCGUCGGUCGGAAUGGCCCAGGAACGUGAGCGGAAGCACAUCAUCAGAGCCGCAGGAGAAAAGGGAAGAGCAAGCACCACUCAAUGAUUCCUCAAGAACAAGAAUGAGGGCUGAGGAUAGUGCUGUCCCCAAAAGCCCUAUGCGCUCAUUCCCACGGGCUGUUGAACGAAGCAACCUUCCGGCACGGAGCGCGCUUGGGGAACGCACAGCAAAUAUUCAUAUGCAAGAAACACACCAGGACAAGGAGAACGAGGUACCUGGUUGGGGUCAUAAUGCGCCACAGGGCGAAGGCGCACCCAUUCCGAACACGCCCAUCGUCGUCUUCAAAAACUCAACCUUUACCAAACCAAGCGCGACCAAGCGAGAUUCACGAGAUUCGCAAGAUCUGCUUCGUAAAUUAUCAAGGACCGAAAGCCCCAAGCUGGACCAGAUGCACACUCCAGAUCCGCCGAAGCUUUUCGAGAGGAGGAUUUAUGAUAAGACGCCCAGAGUGACGGGUGCAUGGAUCGAUACUCCAAUGACCGAACGGAUCACGGAGCUUCCUCAAGACCUUACUAAGGACAUUGUUCCAUCGGCGGCAUCCCCAAAGGAACCAGAACCUGCAAAACAGCAGCCGAAAUUGUUGGUGGAUGUGAAGUCGAAAGCGGAGGAAACAAAGCCAGAAUUGCGCCCUUCAGAUGAGCCUGUCCCUGAAGUCCAGCCCGCCAAACCCAACAGGGCGCCUUUGAUUCGACCUAAACUCCCAAAGAGUGCCCUUGAGACGGUCAUUGAGGACGUCAGUUCCGGCAAGGAAACCCUCGACCUGGGAGACGAUACCAUUGAAUCACUUCAAGCAAUCAUGGAUGAUCCGACUGAGCUGAAGACCGAGGAAGAGGAGGAAGCUGCUUAUGCACAGGAGGUUAUAAGGAGGCUUGAGCUGGCCAAUGCCAAUGGACAGGACUCAGUUGAUAUUGACCGGCUGAAUGACAAGCUCCAUUCGCUUGUGAGAAACAUCAACGAAGUGAAAAAGGGCCUGGACAGUCUCGAAGAGCACGUUACACGAGAUGCUGCCAUUGUGUCGCGGCCAAGCUCCCCCAAGCUAGCCGGCCAGCAGACCCUGCACUCGCAAUCCAGUGAGAACUGCGAUAAAUGCAUUCACAAUGAUGGCCGUGUAUACGCCGCGAUCCCGCUCCCUCGUCUCUGGAGGAAGAAUCCGGCGUCAGGGCGUCGUGAACUCACGAAAUUGGGUUUGUUUACGCUCGUGUCGCUUAGCUGGUAUAUUAUCGAAUGCAUGAUGUGGGAUCAAUACUCCCACCCUUUAAUCUCGGAGACAUGCGAUGGCUACUGCAUGCAAGCGGAUGCACCCAACUUCCCAUUCGUGACUGUCACCAUGCUUUGGCGCUGGUCCCAUCUGGGGACUGUGCUUGCGCCCAUCGCCACUAUCUUUGUGGCCUUCUUCCGACUUGUGGCGCAGCUGCUGGGUCUAUGGGAUGGUUAUGUGGAUGAGCCUGAACAACUGGUUAAAAUCAUGGGCGAGAUCCGCGUCAACGGCACUCCAGUCUCGUUUCCCUGGCUGGUGCCUCCGGCUGAAACGAUUACAUCCCCCCAAUCAUCUCCACCGCCGCCACAACAGCCCGUGUGGACUCCCCGCAAUAAAGCUCCAAGUCAAGAGGGGGAGGACCAGGGGUCCAUGGAUGAUGAUGAAUAUCUUUAA